UUGACGAACCGAAAAGUUACGGCGGAAGAAAAUCUCUAGCAGUUGCAGCAGGUAGUUGAAUCUAGUACAUUUUGUGACACAGAGGUUUCUGUGCGGUUUCUGUGUUACAAUGGAGGAGCUCAAAUCUGCUAUGGAGGAGCACAUGGACCUUAUGGCGGAUCUUGUUCAGAAGUUCUCUUCGGAUCUUCGUUCUGGCCUUCGCCCCGCUUACGAUAACUUUUUGGGUUUUUUCCAUGCCAUUGACUGGAAGGAACCUUGGCUAAUGGGAUUAUUAGGAUUCCAUGUUGUGUUGCUGCUUGUAACUUUCAUCACUAGGAAGAAGACGAAUUUUCAAAUGUUCUUGUUCCUUUUAACAUUGGCUGGUGUAUAUCUUGCCGAGAAUCUGAACAGAUUUUUGGGGAAAAACUGGAAAAGCUUCUCUAGUCAGAACUAUUUUGAUCCAAGUGGAUUAUUUAUGUCUGUUCUUUGGUCGGGACCUCUUCUUGUCAUUUCUAUGAUAAUCUUGAUCAAUACACUCUUCUCCUUGUGUUACUUGAUUGUUAGUUGGAAAAGAGCUGAACUGAGACAUCGUGCAAGGGCUGCUCGUAAUAAGCAGGAGUAGUUGUUUUGUAGUGGGAAUUUCAAGGAUUAACCCUGAAGGAGUUCAUGUCAAUGAAAAUGUAAUCAUAUGGUUAUACAAAUGAGUUUUGUUUUUGUUUUCUCAAUUUUUCUUAUUCAGGACUUGUUAUUUCCAGUUAGGUUUGUGUACAAUAUUAUUAACGGGAUUUGUUUUCCCCUUUUAGCUCCUUUUAUCAAAGGAGCUGAGAAUUUAACAAAGUGCAAAUUAGAUUGUAUGGUUGAUCACUGCCAAAAUGUGAAUGUAUUAACGUGUUUAGUUGAA
Molecule: messenger RNA, 880 nt
Organism: Cajanus cajan (pigeon pea)
Lineage: Eukaryota; Viridiplantae; Streptophyta; Magnoliopsida; Fabales; Fabaceae
Product: Tmem18
Cellular component (GO): nuclear membrane
Source: RefSeq, a predicted model, not a curated record